AUGAAAGUGCUAAAGGGGUAUGUUCAGAAUCGUACUCGUCCCGAAGGUUGCAUUGCUGAGCGGUAUAUAGCUGAAGAAGCUGUAGAGUUUUGUACCGAGCAUUUAUCUGAUGUUAGUACAGUUGGAGUGCCUUCAAGCCAAAAGAUGGGAGUUUCAAAGCCAUUAUCAGGUUGCACAGUGAGCGUAGUUGAUCGGGACCUGUUGAACCAAGCACAUCUAUAUGUCUUGGAGAAUACGGAGGAAGUCCUACCUUAUAUCGAGCAACAUAUGAUCCACAUCAAGACCGCUUAUCCAAAAUUUAGAAAGAGAACAAAGUGGCUGCAGGAUAAGCACAAUAGCACUUUCAUUCAAUGGCUACACUUCAAGGUUCAAAGUGAACUUAAUGAGGAAGACAAUCAUGGCGUAUCAGAAAAUUUAAGGUGGCUAGCAGCUGGUCCAAACAUGGCAGUGCCAUUAUAUAGGAGCUAUCUUAUUAAAGGUAUUAAAUUCAACAUCAAGGCACAAGAUGAUGUGCGGACAACUCAAAAUAGUGGAGUUUAUUUACUUGCACAUACCAUGCAAGUUGCUAGUGCCAAGGAUAAAAACCCAAUUCUCUCAAAUAUGGUGGACGAACUUGGAUUUACCCUUGUAGAUUUGAGUAAAAUUGGACAUAGGAAUGACCAAUUUGUUUUGGCUUCUCAAGUCAAACAAGUAUUUUUUGUUGACGACCCGAUGCAUCGUGGUUGGUCGGUAGUGUUAUCAAUGCCUAAUAGAGAAUAUAAUGAUGUUAUUGGUGAUGAUGUCUUAGGUGAUGUGAGAAUUGAGUGUGAGCCAUUUACUAGAGGGGAUGCCAAAUGUUGA
Molecule: messenger RNA, 840 nt
Organism: Prunus armeniaca (apricot)
Lineage: Eukaryota; Viridiplantae; Streptophyta; Magnoliopsida; Rosales; Rosaceae
Source: the annotation of a GenBank genome assembly